This is a messenger RNA of Biomphalaria glabrata, 3728 nucleotides long. RefSeq names its product GPI transamidase component PIG-T-like. The coding region runs from base 28 to 1854 and encodes 608 amino acids. Gene Ontology annotation, cellular component: GPI-anchor transamidase complex. Lineage: Eukaryota; Metazoa; Mollusca; Gastropoda; Planorbidae. The transcript is spliced from 11 exons. The record is from RefSeq and is a predicted model, not a curated record. Gene Ontology annotation, biological process: attachment of GPI anchor to protein.
GAUUCACUGCUGAAUGAAAGUUUCACUAUGGCGGCGUAUUGUUGCAUGAAUGUGAAGUCUUUCUUACUAAGUCUUUUAUUAUUGUUUACGCCGAGUUCCGCUGUAGGAAGAGAUGAGUUUACUGAGGAGUUAAUGAUAAAGCCUUUGUCUGGAGGCUUUGUUUAUUCACAUUUUCAAUUCACAACAAAAUGGAACGCUUCUAUUCACGAUUCAAAGACAUUUACCCAUUUCCACUUGUUCCCCAAGUCUCUGGGGGAAGUGCUCAAGCAGUAUGGAGUUCAAGAACUUCAUUUGUCACAGACCCAGGGACUAUGGCGACAUAAACUGUGGGGCUACCCAGUUCAUGACGCACCCCCGGGGGCAGAACUAUGGGUCUGGUUCAAACCUUCAGUAAAAGACGUUAAUUCAGCCUGGACUGAUCUGGUGAAUGCGGUCUCUGGUCUUUUUUGCUCAUCGCUCAACUUCCUGGACUCAAAGAGCACUGUGAUACCUCGAAGAAAUUUUCAGCCUCUAGGGGUUACAUCUGGUCCAGUUCCACGUUACUCUGUUCGCUACGGCUCAUUACCCAAAGAAAUAGUCUGCACAGAGAACUUGACACCCUGGAAAAAAUUGCUGCCCUGCGACUCAAAGGCAGGUCUUUCCACCCUCUUCAAUGCUUUUCUUUUCCAUGAUGCCAACUACCAUUCCUUGGGUCUACACGUACGCCCUGUUUGUGCAGAUGAUUCCUGUACAGAAGAAGCCAUUGAACUAACUCAGAGUCUGAGUGUAGUCACUGAUGUCAUCAGUACAAGUCUUAUUGGGUCACCAAAUUGGCAGUUGAAAAGCUUAUUUGGCAACCAUUUGGCUUCCUAUUGUCCAUUGGCCACUAGAAGUUUAAUUAUGGUUGAUAUCACCAGCAAUAAGAAUGAUUCACUGUUCAAACUGACACCGGAGCCUACCAUCACACACACAGUGUUCAGGGGUCAGGAGGAGCAUAGCUACGCCACCUAUGAUGUCAGGUCAAUGUUACAGUCAGGCCGUGCCAUCAAUGUUGGCCUGACCUACAGCAAUAACCAAAAGCUGAUUGAGGCUACUCCCCCGCCCAUACACGCCCAUAGGUUCAUAACAGGUCAUGGCCUGGAAGAUGGAGGAGUGUCUUGUCUCAUUUCCAACACCAUGCCAACCAACCAGACCAUCUCGUACAUGGAUGUCCUCCCUUGGUUCACCAGAGUAAAGUUUAGCUCCCUUCAAGUGACCAACAACGGAGUCAAUGUGCCAUAUAAAACUUUUUACCUACCUGCCAAAGACAGAGUAAGACCUCAUCAGUUAGAGCUAACCUUUACCUUGUGGGCUAAGUCUGUGACCAAGGUCCACUUCACCUUCACCCGGGCUUUUCUGAAGUGGACAGAGUAUCCCCCAGAUGCCCAUCAUGGGUUUCACAUUGGCGCAGCUAGUAUCACUGCUAACAUUCCUUCCUCACUGGAGUACACAGCUCCAGGUCAAACAUCCUCACAGUUGAGCUCCAUAUUCACAGAGAAACCUUCGGAUGAUAAUCCCAGAUUUUUCCUAAGGAUUCACACUGAGACCUUAUUAGUGUCAUUGCCCACGCCAGACUUCUCAAUGCCUUACAAUGUCAUCUGUCUGACAUGUACAGUGGUGGCCAUUGCUUUUGGAAGCAUUCAUAAUUUAACUACAAGAAGAUUUAUUCAGCUCGAUCCGUUGAAGAAGAAAGGACUGUUGUCUAAACUAAAGGCCUUAGUGGCCAAGUUACGAGGAGGUCAACCAGAAACCAAACCAACAAGUGAAACCCAGCAGGGCAGUGUCUCAGAUAAAAAGACAGAAGACCUUGUUGAUGAAGAAGAAGAAAAGUCCUGAUCCCGACAUUUACAGUUCAUGCUUUGUUUUUAUUGGUUGUUUAUAUUUUAAUGUCUGGAGAUAGUAACUAGCAUUGGGGGUUAAAAAAAAGUUAUCAGUCUGUUAAAACAAAAUUCUAUGACUAGGUUCUUCCCUAUGAAGAAAGCCCCUUUACAAAGGUUGCUAAAUUCUUACAAAAGUUUCUUAGAUAUAAAACAGUUUUCUUAUUGUCUUUGCCAGAAGUAAAAAAAGUAAAGAAUUUUUCUCACUGCUGCCACUGAAUUACCUCCCCUGAUCUCUACAUUGAAGAAUGAGUUGAAUUAGAAUUGUAUGCAUGUGCUGGUUGACUGAACUAUUUGUAUGAUUGAUACAUUUUAUUCAAUUUAAUGUGGAAUGAAACAUUUAGCUGCAAAAAAUGUCUUGAGAUUUUUCUGUCCAGUGUUCAUGCGAGAUCAUUUUGACUGUUCCAGAUUGAGAGCACUGCCAACUAUAUAUGGGUGAAAUUGUAUAAUUCUGCUUCCUAAUGUACAGGGCUGCUUCAAUUUACUGAGUGCUUGAAAAAUUCAGCAGAAGUGUGCAUCUACUGUCUGACGCAAAAUGUUUGCUAUGAAAUGACUGAAUGCUAAAUUCUCGAUACAAGAAAUUUGUAAUGAUGUGAAAACCUUAUAACUUGUGUGCACUUGACAAUAGCUGCGCUAAGUACACAAAAGUUGUAUGCCUGAUAAUAGCUAGGUACACAAAAUUUGUAUGCCUGAUGAUGAUGAUGUAUGCAUUUUGGUACUCAUGCAUUUUAUUAUAUAAUGAUUUUUAUUAUGUUAUUGACAAUAAAUUUGUUUUAAUGUUCAGUGUUGACUAGUCGAUGUCAAGAGAGUUUAUGAAUCAAAUAUAUUGUCUCAUACCCAUGUUGCAAUCUUUGCUUUCAAAAUGUUUUUGAUACAAGUCUGAAAGUAAAUGAUACUGUAAACUAGCUUAUAGUAGCAAAGAAAAUGUCUGACUUUAAGAAAGAAAAAAAAAAGGAACCAUUUUUUCUCGGCUGUUUAAAUUGAAGAACAUGGCAAAGAAAAAUAUUUGUUGAUGUUUAAAACAUAGAAAAAAAAAUGUUUUGUUUGUUUAGAGUAUUUAUGUCAAAGGUCACUCUCACAUGUUGAACAAAAUUUAAAUUAUUUUAUAGUUUGCUUUAAUAAAGAAAAAACAUUCCCAUAAUCUGUAUAGUUGGUAUUUUUAUUUUUUAAAUUCAGUCAUUCCCUUAGGAGGCACAGUGGUUGAGUGGUAAAGUGCUUGGCUUCCAAACUAAGUGGGUCCCAGGUUUGAAUGCUGGUGAAGAAUUUUUAAUAUUUUUUUUUAUUUUCAAGAUCUUUAGUGCGCAUAUGAGUCCACCCAGCUCUAAUGGGUACGUGACAGUUGGGUAAAAGUAAAGGCGGGUGCUGGCCAUGACACCCUCGUUAACCAUGGGCCACAGAAACCGAUGACCUUUACAUCAUUUGCAGGGAUAUUUGGAUAAUUUUCUAAUUUUCUGUCCUAACAAGAGACUAUAUAUAUAGUACAGCAGCAGUCAUUUGGUUAAAAGAAUCACAGGUGGAGAUUACAAAAUGACUACUGAGAAUAGUCUUGCCUUCUAAUUUGAGCAGUGCUGUGUGGGCAAAUAGGCCUCCAAACUGACCUUGACAUUGGCUAUUAAAAAAAAAUUAUUUCUCAACAGAAUCUAAAUUGACUACAGGCAGACAAUUGUAUGUCUGGUGCUGGAUGUGGCAAAUAUGUUGGUCGCAGUGGGUGUGUGUUAGCCACAUGAAAUAUUGCAAUUGUCAUAAUUCUUCCUGUAGACAAACUUUCUUUAGUAAUAGGUUCCCAGUUUGUGUCUUACAAUGCAUGUCAGUGAUUAUUCUAAUGUUUCAAAA